Molecule: messenger RNA, 2579 nt
Organism: Fusarium odoratissimum NRRL 54006
Lineage: Eukaryota; Fungi; Ascomycota; Sordariomycetes; Hypocreales; Nectriaceae
Product: phospholipase C
Exons: 2
Coding region: 522-2465 (647 amino acids)
Molecular function (GO): hydrolase activity, acting on ester bonds
Source: RefSeq, a predicted model, not a curated record
AACUCCUCAAGCAAGGCAUCGGCUUCUUCAUCGUGAGCGACCAUUUUGACUGCAUCUUUCAACCCAAACUCUCAGAGCGCAUGAUCGAAGCUCUUUUGUGAUGGAAGCGAGCGAGUUUCAAGUCCCAUUUUCGUGCCGUACAUCCGCAUCCCGAUAAGAAAUUCCCGAGCGCUUGUGAUCACAGAUCUCACAAGAUCCCCCCACGAGAUCAAUCCUCGCACGCUAAUUGGCUCGCCACCCAACAGCACCAUCGGUCAGCGAAUUAGUUAGUAUUAAAACAAGACCUCCCAACUUAGGAAAGAUAUUCAACGUUGCAAUUUACAUCCGAUGCAUGAUCAUCUCAUUCUUGCUAAUCAGAUGGAUAUGAUUUGAAACGUGUGAGUUGAGAAAUCUUGUGAUCAUCGCUUUUGGAGCCAGAUCUUGCGGUGCUACGCUACUCCACCGUCGACGAGGGUUUUUUUUCGAUUCUGCUUUUCGUACGAUUAUUUCCGAUAAGGACGAGGGACGUAUAAGUUGCCAAGAUGUGGCAGUGUCUUGAGUCUUGGCUCCUCUGGUUUUACCAGCUGGUUAAGGAUUGGCCUUGGUUAUCAGACAUGAUUUUCUCUCCGAGACUUCGUUGGGCCCUAACGGCUCUGUUGGCGGCUUCGAAAACGGCCAGGACUGAGAGCCUGGCCGAUAUCGACCAUGUCAUCUUGUUUAUGCAAGAGAACCGUGCUUUUGAUCACUACUUCGGUACUAUGCCCGGAGUUCGUGGCUUUGCUGAUCCAAACGUCCAGUACAACAACGGCAUCCCUGUCUGGAAACAGCAAGUCACCCCUCAACAGAGCAAGGACACUGAUUACAUCACACCCUGGUACAUCAACUACCUCGGUGGAACAUGGCCUGAAGCUACUCAGUGCAUGAGUGCCGGGUCCAACGGCUGGGAUGCCAACCAAGCUGCUUGGAACCAUGGUGCCAACAACCAGUGGGCAGUCAAGAACACUCCCUACAGUAUUGGUUACUACAAGCGCGAUGAUCUUCCUGUUCACUUUGCUCUUGCUGAGGAGUGGACCGUUGGUGAUAUGUACCAAGAGUCCGUCAUCGCUUCAACCAACCCCAACCGUGUCAUGUGGAUCAGUGGAUCCAUCAACGUCCCUGGCUCACCACAGACCAAGGACGAGGGUGGAUACCCUUACAUCGACAACAAUGAGACACCUGGCUGUGACAAGAACGGUAUCAACUGUUACCCUCUCAAGUGGUCUACAGCUGCUGAGAAGUAUGAGGCUGCUGGUGUCUCAUGGAGUGUCUUCCAGGACGCAGAUAACUUUGACGACAACCCUUAUGCUUGGUUCGAGCAGUUCCAGGAUUCCAAGAAGGGAUCUAACUUGAACAACAAGGGUAUGAAAGGACAGUCACUGGACGCUUUCUACGCUCAGGCCGCCGCCGGAACUCUCCCUGAGGUCUCAUACAUCGUUGGCCCCAUGCAGCUCUCAGAACAUCCUCCUUACUCCCCACACGAUGGCUCUUGGCUUCAGCGAAAGGUUGCUGAGGCUGUUAUCAACUCCCCCAAAUACUCCAAGUCCGUGUUGAUCGUCUCAUAUGAUGAGACGGGUGGCUGGGCCGAUCACGUUAGCCCUUACACUUCUCCCGAUGGUACGGCUGGCGAAUGGAUUGAUGAUCCUUAUGGUGCAGCCGGCCGCACUGCCACCGGCCCAGGCUUCCGCGUUCCUUUCUACAUCAUUUCACCUUUCACCCGUAAGGGCGGUGUCUACACUGAACAUUGUGAUCACACUUCUCAGGUGUCCUUCAUUGAGAAGUGGCAGGCUGCCAAGGGUCGAGAUGUAACCACUGAUGAAAUGGUUCCCUGGCGUCGCGAGAACAUGGCUGAUCUCGUCAACGCCUUUGACUUCAAGAACCCUGACUACAGUAUUCCCAACCUCCCUGAGGCUCCUCAACCACAUACCAACAGUAAGGGUGUCUAUGAUGGUUCAUCAUACUGUUCUUCUCAGUACGGUAACGGCCGGCCACCUGUUCCCUACACUGGUGAGGGUGCCAACAACGACACCGCAAGCCUUGCUGAGGCUGGUUUUAAACCUGUUCGUGGACUGCUCACUGAGGGUCGCACCCUCGUCCUGGAGUCUUCCGGCCAGGCUGUCAGCGGUGCAUCGUACGGUAACAAGGUGUCAUUGAGCAAGGCGUCAAAGAACCACGAUAACAUCCAGCAUGGAUGGGUUCUUCACGCCGUGGAUAUCGGCGGUGACCAGUUCACUAUCAGCUCUGCCAACAACGGCCAGUACAUCUGUAAGAACCUCAGGCUCUGUAAGGACUCUGGUUCUGCUACGGUGUUUGUCGUGGACUUCAAGCCAAGCAAGGGUCAUUCAUUCAAGGACCAGAAGUCUGGAGAGUAUCUGGCCAUUGGCAGAAAGGAGAAGCUGGGUUGGCAGAAGAACGAGACUUUCUGGAAGGUUUUCAGUGUCACUUACUGAUCCAGAGGAGAUCUAGAAGACAUGGCAUAAGUAACUAGGAAAUAAAAGAAUUCAAGGACCGCAAUGGCCAAGAGAUCACAUAAUAUUUGCUGUAAAACUACCUAUCUUUUCAAG